This is a messenger RNA of Fopius arisanus, 426 nucleotides long. RefSeq lists its product as uncharacterized. NCBI's taxonomy places the organism in Eukaryota, Metazoa, Arthropoda, Insecta, Hymenoptera, Braconidae. The coding region runs from base 44 to 418 and encodes 124 amino acids. The record is from RefSeq and is a predicted model, not a curated record. The transcript is spliced from 3 exons.
UCUUGACCAUCAAAAACACUUCGAUUGGAUCUCUGAAACGGGAAUGGGAGUAUCAGAUACAUUGAAUUACGUUCUGUUUUCUAAUCCCGUCAGCUCGAGUGCCGGUUCGUUUACGAAAACUGCUGCAUCAGCUGUUAUCAAUUAUUCAGGCGUCAAGCCCCGUGUUGAGUACAAACUGGUUCCACCUGAGCCUUUGUGGAAAUCGGCAGCAGCCUCAGGACCUUAUUUGAAAUUGGCAGGACUCAGUGGAGCAACUGCAGUCAUCCUCGAGGCAUAUGGAGCUCGGAUUUUUUUCGGUAUUCGUGAAUACCUGUUCGAUUUUCAUGCUCCCCUUUUAUGGUGCCCUCUCUCCCUUGGGGUGAGGUACUACAAUAUCGCUGGGGUCACUCCAAUCCCCAGAACUGAGCCUCUACUUUAGUCAAUCCU